GGGAAAGUGGUAAUGUUGGGGAGGGAGUGUCCCGUCCGCACGCACAGACAGCAGGGAGCAGCUGCAGCAAGAGGACCUCUGGUAACAUUCCACUGUAUUGCUGAAAGUGACAUACUUUUAUUUAAAACUUUAACAAUUCUAGAAUAGCAUUGUAUCAACGACAGCUAAAAUGGUAGAUCGCGAGCAACUGGUGCAGAAAGCCAGGCUGGCCGAACAGGCUGAGAGAUAUGAUGAUAUGGCAGCAGCCAUGAAGUCGGUGACAGAGUUAAACGAGGCCUUAUCCAAUGAGGAGAGGAACCUGCUCUCUGUGGCCUAUAAGAACGUGGUGGGGGCACGGCGCUCGUCCUGGCGCGUCAUCUCCAGCAUCGAGCAGAAGACCUCGGUGGACGGCUACGAGAAGAAGGUUGAGAUGGUGCGUGGGUACCGCGAGAAGAUUGAGAAGGAACUGGAGACCGUGUGCCAGGACGUGCUCAACCUCCUGGACAACUUCCUGAUCAAGAACUGCAACGACACGCAGCACGAGAGCAAAGUGUUUUACCUGAAGAUGAAGGGCGACUACUACCGCUACCUGGCUGAGGUGGCCACUGGCGAGAAGAGGGCCGGUGUGGUGGAGUCCUCUGAGAAGUCCUACAGCGAGGCCCAUGAGAUUAGCAAGGAGCACAUGCAGCCCACCCACCCUAUCCGUCUGGGUCUGGCUCUCAACUACUCCGUGUUUUACUACGAGAUCCAGAAUGCACCUGAGCAGGCCUGCCACCUGGCCAAGACCGCCUUCGAUGACGCCAUCGCUGAGCUAGACACCCUGAAUGAGGACUCCUACAAAGACUCUACCCUCAUCAUGCAGCUGCUACGAGACAACUUGACACUGUGGACGAGCGACCAGCAAGACGACGAGGGUGGAGAGACCAAUAACUAGAGAGCCCCUAAAAAGACCCCCGUGUCCUGUAUCAGCCAAUACACACAACACGCUCACGCACUCAAAUGACAACAAACAAAAAUAAAACAGUUCUUAGAAAUGUUAAAAUGUUGGCUGGUGGAACUUUGGUAGCCACAGAUGAUGAUACGAUCAGUUCUUUAUUUUUCCCAACGAAUGUAAAAAGUGAAGAAACUAUUUAAUUAAAAAGAGUAGGAGGGGAGAUGAGUUUAGUUUCUAGUAUAGUUUAAAAAAAAGAUAUAAUAAUAGAUAAACCCCUUCCUUCUUGAUUGCCUCUGCAACUUUUGUCAAAACACCACUUGAGAAUGAAGAAGGUCUGCGGUCAGUGAGUCAGUCAGUCAGUCAGCCAGUCAGUCAGUCAGUCAGUCAGUCAGUCAGUCAGUCAGUCAGUCAGUCAGUCAGCCAGUGAGUCAGCCAGUCAGUCAGUCAGUCAGCCAGUGAGUCAGUCAGUCAGUCAGUCAGUCAGCCAGUCAGUCAGUCAGCCAGUCAGUCAGUGAGUCAGUCAGUCAGUCAGUCAGUCAGCCAGUCAGUCAGUCAGCCAGUCAGUCAGUGAGUCAGUCAGUCAGUGAGUCAGUCAGUCAGUCAGUCAGUCAGUCAGCCAGUCAGUCAGCCAGUGAGUAGAGUGUGGUUGUUGGGUUAGAGACGACACCCUCACACUGGCAUGGAGACUGGCACGUUGUUAUGUUGUUAGCUACAUGAAGUGGAGCUGCUUAUUUAACUUCUGUGGUAAGGGAGGAGGAACGUUCAAAAUUGUAAGGGGAGAUCGAAGCUUGUGCAAAAAUAAAAUUAAUAUAUAGAAUAUUUAAAAAAAAAAUACAAAAAACUUCAUCACCUCGUAAAAAAAUAAAGAAUUGCAAAUAGUUUCCGGAGAGAGUGAAAGAGGUAUCGUACCUCUAGCUAGACACCUCAGACUUACCAACAUUGAAUCUAAAAAGUAUGCCUCACCCUGUAAUCGUAAUUGUUGAGUGAAGCCAGGUAUUCUCUGUGGUUAUUGAACACACAUAACCCAAUGUUUUGUUCCCAUGAUGUCAGCAAUUGGUUUGGACCCAGUCAUCCAGACUAGAGUACUGUAACGAAAGCAGGAGUAGAGGAAACACAGAGACAGUACAGCCCUCUCAUGCACUGAUAUGAUAUACAGACAUAAACAUCUUCAAGCACAUGGCUACUAUUAUUAUUACUAUUAUUAUUACUAUUAUUAUUACUCACCCCUUACCGAGGUUGUCAUGGGUGCCAUAUUAUUAGAAUAUCAAAAUAUGCUAAUACAAUGAAAAUGAAAACGCUAAAACUACCAAAAUAAAUGAUAUCGUAGAGGAGAUCAUUUGAUAUUGUAAGGCAACAGAAUAUGCCCUAAAUUAAGGUACAUUUAUGUUUACAACAAUUACUUAUUGUAGAUCUCUGAAAUGACACACAGUUGACUGGAACCACACGCUCACCGAUACACCUUUUUUGGACAGAGCACUGGCCAAUAUAUAAAAACAUUUUGUUUUUGUGUUAACCUUUUUAAUUGUCAAAAAAAUGCACUUGCCUAUCAUAUUGUUCCUCGAGUGUAAAACGAUAACCACUCCAAUAUUCUCCAUAAUAUAAUAUUGUGCAUGCUGGUGAUGUAUUUACAUACAGUAACUUGCCUGCAUUGUCAUUAACCUAUACUGUAGACAUGAAGUAUUCAUAUGAACAUGAAAUGACUAGAUUUCAAUCUGAUUUAUUUUCUAUUUAUACUUUAUAUUGGAUUGUUGAACAUUUAUUUUUAAUCUUUGUUUUCUUUACUCCAUUCGCUGGAAGUACACUAUACCAAAAAACAGUGAUUGUUAACAUUAAAUUAAUCUGUAAUGGACA
Molecule: messenger RNA, 2764 nt
Organism: Salvelinus fontinalis (brook trout)
Lineage: Eukaryota; Metazoa; Chordata; Actinopteri; Salmoniformes; Salmonidae
Gene: ywhag1
Product: 3-monooxygenase/tryptophan 5-monooxygenase activation protein, gamma polypeptide 1
Exons: 2
Coding region: 170-913 (247 amino acids)
Biological process (GO): signal transduction
Cellular component (GO): cytoplasm
Molecular function (GO): protein kinase C binding
Source: RefSeq, a predicted model, not a curated record